CAAAUUUACCACCGUCAAUUAAUCCCCAAAGUGUGUCAAAUGCAGGGUUGUGCGCAGCUGAUUCGUUUUCCGAAUUUUGAAGUAGGACAAGAUAUGUACCAUUACAUCUUAUCCACCAGGAAAUGUUUGUGUUGUGUUCGGGAAAUGUGUCGAAGAAGACUUUGUGCAUAUUUGGAUUGGUGACUGUAUUCUUAAUUGUACACGCUUUCUACGCAUUUUAUCCGUCAUUCAAAAUUUCCAUAUCGAUCGUCCUUUACACGUCAACUAAGGAACCGGAAACGACUAUUGUCACAACUCUGGAAUUAAAUACUACCUUAGCAAACAUAUCAACAAGACACCCAGAUAAGGAAGAUAUUUUUUCAAUGAUUAACCCAUUCCAUUGUCCUAAUCAAGGUGAGCACCUGCAACUUGUGAUAAUGAUCCCGACGACUCCAUCUCGACAGGGUGCUCGUCUGGCUAUAAGGUACACGUGGGGUCAGGUUGCGUCCAGAGACGAUGUCUCAAUGUAUUUUAUAAUAGGUCAAGCGGAAAACUUAACAGUUCAAACGAAUAUCGAGGAAGAACAAUUUCUGUUUGAUGAUAUUAUGCAGACACAGUUCAUUGAUACCUACACUAAUUUAACUCUCAAGACUCUCUCCAUCAUAAAAUGGGUGAAGGACUACUGCCUUUUAGCUAAUUAUCUACUCAAGGUCGACGAUGAUGUCUUCGUGAAUGGAGACAGACUACUCCAAUUUAUAGCAAGGCAUACACCAGCAACCCGAACCAUUUACGGAAAUUUGAACACAGACACCGAACCAAUCCGUGAUCUACAAUUAAAGCAGUACAUACCGUUCGAGGAGUACAAUGCAAGAGUAUUUCCGGAUUAUGUUAGUGGAUCUGCCUACCUCCUACCUGCUGGCUUGUCAGCAGAAAUAUACCAAUCAUCCCUAAAACGUAAAAUAAUUCGUUUGGAGGACGUUUUCUUAACUGAUUCAUACGCAGAGUUAGAUGUUUCGUACAUAUGUCUAUUACUAUUCCCAAAGUAAGCGAAAGGCAACAAUUCAGAUUAUUAAGACGGAC
Molecule: messenger RNA, 1059 nt
Organism: Photinus pyralis (common eastern firefly)
Lineage: Eukaryota; Metazoa; Arthropoda; Insecta; Coleoptera; Lampyridae
Product: beta-1,3-galactosyltransferase 1-like
Exons: 3
Coding region: 123-1025 (300 amino acids)
Cellular component (GO): membrane
Molecular function (GO): hexosyltransferase activity
Source: RefSeq, a predicted model, not a curated record